AGCCUUACAUGUCUUGCCUAUGAUUCUCUCCUUCCCUCUUACACAUCUUUUGUUGUUAUAUAUAUAACACAAAACACACAGAGACUUAGACAAUAUACACAUUAUUACACAACUUUCUUGAGGGAGAGCACAAUGCCUUCUUCUCCACCUUCAUUUCUCUCCUCUGUUGAAAAGAAACACUGGUGGCUUAGCAACAAAAAGAUUGUUGAUAAAUAUAUAAAAGAUGCAAGAUUUCUGAUUGCGACACAAGAACAGAGUGAAGUUACAACAGCAUUGAGUCUUCUUGACUCUGCUUUGACCCUGUCACCCGGGAAUGAGGCAGCUAUUGAGUUAAAGGCUCGAUCUUUACUCUAUUUGAGGCGAUUUAAGGAGGUGGCUGAUAUGUUACAGGAUUAUAUUCCUAGUGUCAUGACAUCUUUUGAUGAUUCCUCUUCGUCGUCGUCUUCAUCUUCCUCGGAUCAUUUUUCGAGAGAAGGGGUGAAGCUUCUUUCAGCUGGUGGCUCCCCGAGUCGUGGUGAACCGAGGUGCAAGUGUUUUUCUGUCUCUGAUUUGAAGAAAAAAGUUAUGGCUGGACUCGGUAAAAAAGGCGAAAGUGAAGAUCAAUGGAGAUACUUGGUUUUGGGGCAAGCAUGUUGCCAUCUGGGACUUAUGGAAGAUGCUCUGGUACUCCUUCAAACUGCAAAACGCCUUGCAUCAGCAGCAUCUCGACGAGAAAGCAUUUGCUGGUCAGAUGACAGUUUCUCUUUCUCCACAUUUCCAGUUUCUGGUGAGAUAAUAGUAUAUAAUCACCCACCGAGCCCACCCAAAACAGAAUUUGAAACCAUAAGCCACCUACUCUGCCAUAUAAAGUUCCUACGUGGCCGCAAGACCUCUGCCAUUGCAGCUUUGAAUGCAGGGCUUCAUGCAGAAGCCAUAAGACAUUUUACCAAGAUUGUAGAAAGCAGACGUGGAGCCCCUCAAGGUUUCUUGGCUGAAUGCUAUACGUACCGAGCUUCAGCAUAUAGAUGUGCUGGUAGAAUUGCCGAGUCAUUGGCUGACUGUAAUCGAGCUUUGGCUCUGGAUCCAUCUUGCAUUGAUGCCCUUAGUACUAGAGCUGCUCUUUUCGAGACAAUCAGAUGUUUGACCGAUUCCCUUCAUGAUCUUGAACACUUGAAGCUUUUGUAUAACACAAUUCUGCGAGACAGAAAACUGCCUGGAUCAGCUUGGAAGCGUCAGUAUGUGCAUUACAGAGAAAUCCCAGGAAAGUUAGUUUCACUAGCUACAAAGAUCAAGGCUUUGAAGCUAAGAGUUGCUUCUGGAGAAACUGGCAAUGUGGAUUACUACGCCUUGAUUGGUUUGAUGAAAGGAUGUUCAAGAUCAGAGCUGGAAAGAGCACAUUUGUUGCUUACUCUGCGACAUAAGCCUGAGAAGUCUAAUGCAUUCAUCGAGAGGUGUGAGUUUGCAGAUGACGGGGACGUUGAAUCAGUGAGGGAAAGAGCAAAGAUGUCUUCGCUGGUACUAUACAGAUUGAUACAGAAGGGGUAUACUAAUGUAUUGAGAACUAUAUUAGAUGAAGAAGCUGUUGAGAAACAGUGGAAACAGGCUUCUGUUGCAUUACAAGCUGCAGCAGCAAUGCAGCAAGUUCAGCAGGCUCAACAAGAACAAGUAAAAUGUAAACGAGAACCGAACAAUGCAGCAUCCAUGAAUAGGGGCAACGCAAGGGCGUCAAACUGUGAUCGUAUACAAAAUAAACCUGUUAAGCCUGCCGGUGCAACAGCUGCAUCCAUGUUUCAAGGUGUGUUCGGCAGAGACAUUGCAGCUGUUGGGAAUUUGCUAUCUCAUACCGGCCUUAAUCUUCCUAUUGCGGUAAAAUAUGAGGUGGCAUUGAGCUGUUAAUUAUUCUGGUUUACAUGAUGUAAAAAUCUAGUAGUAAUUUCAAUAAUUUUUGUAUAUGAUGGUCUAAGAACCAUGGAUUCAAUGAAAUUAAUGAGAUGGAAACUUUUAUAUUUA
Molecule: messenger RNA, 1989 nt
Organism: Daucus carota subsp. sativus
Lineage: Eukaryota; Viridiplantae; Streptophyta; Magnoliopsida; Apiales; Apiaceae
Exons: 3
Coding region: 133-1875 (580 amino acids)
Molecular function (GO): protein binding
Source: RefSeq, a predicted model, not a curated record